AUGAUCUAAAAGCAUCAGAAGGGGAAGAGACGUGUGGAAAUAGAAGAGAAAGACGAUCAUGGCUUCGUUAAAUCUUGGCUUUAACGGGGCACGUAAAAAAGCAGCGGCGCGAAUCAGAACCGUAGAGAGGAGAAAUCUGAUCACUGUAUGCAGGUUUUCAGUGAAGACUCUCAUUGAUCGCUCCUGUUUUGAGACGAUAGACGACGCGUCUUCUGAGUUCAUCAACUUUGUCUCCAUUCUGGAACAUAUUCUGAGCCAUAGACUCAAAGGUCAGGUCAGUUGGUUUGGCUACGAGAGCCCUCGCAGUUUCUGGGAUUACAUACGUGUGGCGUGUAGUAAAGUCCCGCACAGCUGCAUCCACAGUAUUGAGAACAUGGAGAACGUCCGCAGCUCUAAAGCAAAGGGUCGUGCCUGGAUAAGAGUAGCGUUAAUGGAGAAGCGUUUGUCUGAAUACAUCUCUGCAGCUCUAAGAGACUUCAAAACUACCAGGAGGUUUUAUGAGGAGGGGGCGGUAGCUCUGGGGGAGGAGGCGGGGCUUCUGGCUGAUACUCUGAUUGGCCUAAAUGCCAUUGACUUCAGUUUCUGUCUGAAGGGGGAGGGGCUUGAUGAGAGCUGUCCUGUCGUCAUUGACUACACACCAUACCUUAAAUUCACACAAACGUCUGGCAGCAUCAGCAGUGAUGAGGAGGAAAUGAGAACACUGGGCAGCAGUGGCAGUGAAGCAGGCACUCCUGAAUCUCACAUGGCCGCCAGUCUGAUGGCUGAUCAGAGCAACUGGUACAGCAAGAGCAAACGACUAGAGCAGAAAUACAGAGUGGUGCUGGAACAAAAGGGUUAUCUGGAGGAGUUGGUGCGUUUGAGGGAAGCUCAGCUCUCUGAAUCGGUCUCUCAGAAUAAAUCUCUCCUGCAGCGACUCUCAGACAUUGAAAUCAGACACAAACUGGAAAAAGAGCAGCUGGAGAUCAUCAUACUGGAGCUACAGGAUCAACUAACGGUGUUGAAGAACCAUGACCUGCGCUCCAGACAGGAGCUCACCUCUCACCUGACAAAUCAGUGGCCCUCACCUGCUGCCUUGGAUACCAAUGCGGUUGCCUUAGAUACACUCCUGUACAGGAAACACACAGGACCGUGGGAGGAGAAGAGCUUCCAUAGUUUGGAGCAACUAUCUGCGGAUAUGAGUCUCUCUCAGAUGUCUCUUGAUCCUGUACAACAGAACACACAGAGUCUGGACAGCAAGGCAGGACUUACACACUGGCACAAAGAAGGAAAAGAAGAUACGCCUUCUCUGAGGGGUUUGUGUGGAUCAUUGACCUCAAUGGCCAGUUACAAAUCUCUGGCCAGUCUAAAGUCCAGUGAGUAUCUGGCCAGUCCAACAACAGACAUGACCAGCCCAGGACUCACUCCAUCCUGAACAUGUAGACAAGCAAGGCUUAUUUUAAGCAGACACAUUGAUGCAAACACAAACACCGUACUGCUUGAGAAACAAUGGUUUGGACUUUGAAUUGAGGUGAAGAAAUUGAAGACAAAGUAUAAGAUAAAAAAACUACCUAUCAGUACUGUCCUCAGAGCUUCUAAGAGACAUUACUGCCAGAUAAGAUGCCAACCCAGUUCUGUUCAGACUGGUUUUAGUUUAAUUUGAAGUGAAAUCUGUUCAAAUGUGAACAUUUUGUCAUUGUCAAGUCCAAAGCUAGUGUUCAUUUGUGUUUAUUGACUUCAUAACAUACAGACGAGUUUAAUGGAUUACAGUGAAUAACAAUCUUGACUCAGGACAUCAGUGAAUUUCAGCUAUUUAUGGAACUUCUUAGAUUUCACCAUCAAUUGACUGCUGUUUUUGCAAAGGUUUUUUGUUUACAUGUUGGUUUUAUUUUGUGCUUGAGGAAAUCUGGCUCUUAAAACUUUUUUUCAGUGGAAAUGAAGUUAAAACCAUCAGCUUGAACUAUAAAAAUGAGCACUUUUCCUGAACAUCAUACUCAAAAUAUUCAGGUCAUCUUUACAACCCAUUUUACUUCCACAAUUUAAAAUUUUGGGUGAGACUUUUUAUCCAUUAAAACUGGGUGUUACAUACCAGAAUGGAACCAGGCGAAAGGAGGGGAGGGGUUUAAAAUGUAAAGAGGAUUCGUUAUGUCAGUGAAAAGUAACAUUGUUUCAGAGGUGGAGCAGGUUAUUAUUACAUUUUUGUACAGAUUUGUUACUAAAUAGGGUCAAUGUUGAUUUCAAGUUGAUUUUAAAGUUCACCACAGAUGGAGCCCAGAUAACAUUUAAUUUUACCUGAUUAUGAAAGAGACAACAGUGUUCAACAACAAAUAUUGCUUGGAUCAGCUUUAGUCUUUUACCUGCUUAAAGGGAUAGUUCACCCAAAAAUGAAAAUUCUCUCAUUGUUUACUGACCCUAAUGCCAUCCUAGAUGAGUAUUUCAGCUCUUUAAGUCCAUACAAUGCAAGUGAAUGGUCGCCUGAACUUUGAAUGUCCAUAAAUCACAUAAAGGUGGCAUAAAAGUAACCCAUAAGAUUCCAGUGGUUUAAUCCAUGUCUUCAGAAGCGAUAUGACAGGUGUGGGUGUGAAACAACAAUAUUUAAGUCCUUUUUCCCCCCAUAAAUCUCCUCUUUCACUUCCACAUUCUUCUUCUUCGUUUUUGGCAAUUCACAUUCCUCUUGCAUAUCGCCACUUACUGGAAAGGGAGAAGAAUAUAUAGUUAAACAAACUACUUAAAUAUUGAUCUGUUUCUCACCCACACCUAUCAUAUUGCUUCUGAAGACAUGGAUUUAAACUCUGGAGUGGGAUGGAUUACUUUUACUCUGCAUUUAUUUGCUUUAUGGACCUUCAAAUUUCUGGUCACCAUUAACUUGCAUUAUAUGGACCUACAGAGCUGAGACAUUCUUCUAAAAAUCUUCAAUUGUGUUCUGCAGAAGAAAGUAAUUCACUUCUGUGAUGGCAUGAGGGUGAGUAAAUGAUGAGAGAAUUUUCAUUUUUGGGUGAACUAUCCCUUUCAAAUAUAUAUUUUCUUACACAUUUUUCUGGAAUGUAUUAUGUAGAUGUUAUUACAAAGAUUUUUUUUCCCAGUUUGAGAUUCACCCUGUCCUUACAGAAAGCGGUCCAUUCUUACAUGGAGUGAUAAAUAUGAAUUCUAAUUAACAUAUUUAAGCAGAACUGAGAGCCCAUUUUUAUUCAAAACGGAAGGUUAGGAUUUAGAAUGAAUUUGGAAAAGUUGUUCCUUAAGACUUCAUCGACUUCCUUAAAACAAUCACUCCUAAUACUCACUGCUGAUAAUUACAAAAACAUUUUGCUAUGUGAUUUAUUAACAAUUAUUAAGACAUCAGUUUCAUGAGACAUGCCAGACCAUGAGCAGUAUAUUAAAAAACUUUAACAUAUUAAGAAUAGUGUAUUACUCCGUAGCAUCUCCAGACUAUGUAACAGAAAUUCUAGGGAAACACAAUUUUGUAUGCUGAAUUCCCUCUGUUGCAGCACAUCUUAAAUGGUCUUGCAGGCUCAUUCUGUAUGUUGCCUUGCUGAACAUCAGUGUUUUUAGCGUUUAAGAAUCUCCCAUCUGCAGAGCAUGUUUUCUGCUGUUCAGAGCUAGAUGUGACGUCUGUUCAGACACCAGUACAUAUCAGUGUGCUUUAUAUCAAAGUUGUUUUAGAUUUUUACAGUACUGUCUGAUCUACGUAUAAUGUGCAAUUCAAAUAAUUGUAUGUGCAUAGUGGAAUGCAGGAAAUACCGUAAAGUACAUAGUUAAGAAUUAAUCAAGAGUUACUUUUUCUUCUGAAUGUGUUUAUUUGUUUCUGACACUCAGGUCAGAGUUUUAGCCUUUAUUUUUUAAGAGAUGUUAUGCCUUUACUGACAUUUUUGAAUGUAUUCUUUCUGUCUCAGGCUUUUAAGUCACAUUUGAUGAUUAUGCCUUUGUUUCUUUGUCUGUUUUUUACAUUUGUUCAGUUGCAGUGUAACCGAAAUGAAUGGGGUGAGGAUAAUGAUGGCAUACUAAGAUGAAUAUCAUAUAUUCAUUAUAAUUUAGCCUCAAUAUGUUCCGUUAUAUUUAUUUUUAUGUCCUCGUCUAUGAUCAGGUUUGUUAGUUUUUUCCAAUAAAUUAAUAUGUGAAGUAUAUCUUGGUGUUGAUUUUGUCUCAUUUGCUUUGGUUUAAGUUACACUGGCUAUGUUUGGAAUGCAAUU
This is a messenger RNA of Xyrauchen texanus (razorback sucker), 4163 nucleotides long. RefSeq names its product RUN domain-containing protein 3B. The coding region runs from base 59 to 1411 and encodes 450 amino acids. NCBI's taxonomy places the organism in Eukaryota, Metazoa, Chordata, Actinopteri, Cypriniformes, Catostomidae. The transcript is spliced from 11 exons. The record is from RefSeq and is a predicted model, not a curated record.